Elephantulus edwardii (Cape elephant shrew) is the source of this 2230-nucleotide messenger RNA. It is a transcript of the gene WDR3, whose product is annotated as WD repeat domain 3. The record is from RefSeq and is a predicted model, not a curated record. Gene Ontology annotation, cellular component: small-subunit processome; Pwp2p-containing subcomplex of 90S preribosome. The transcript is spliced from 19 exons. Gene Ontology annotation, biological process: maturation of SSU-rRNA. The annotation marks the transcript as partial. NCBI's taxonomy places the organism in Eukaryota, Metazoa, Chordata, Mammalia, Macroscelidea, Macroscelididae. Gene Ontology annotation, molecular function: snoRNA binding; protein binding.
CCUCAGCGGAGGUAUUAGACAUCGCAGCAUGGGGCUCACCAAGCAAUACCUACGCUAUGUAGCCACCGCAGUCUUUGGCCUUAUUGGCAGCCAAAAGGGUAAUAUUGUUUUUGUGACUCUUCGUGGUGAGAAAGGACGCUAUGUGGCAGUACCAGCCUGUGAACAUGUUUUCAUCUGGGACUUGAGGAAAGGAGAAAAGAUCCUUAUCCUUCAGGGGCUAAAACAAGAGGUCACUUGCUUAUGCCCCUCCCCAGAUGGGCUGCACUUGGCUGUUGGUUAUGAGGAUGGGUCUAUCCGAAUCUUCAGUCUCCUGAGUGGGGAAGGAAAUGUGACCUUCAAUGGACACAAAGCUGCUGUCACUACCUUGAAGUAUGAUCAGCUAGGAGGCAGGCUAGCAUCAGGGUCCAAGGACACAGAUAUUAUUGUCUGGGAUGUGAUCAAUGAAAGUGGACUCUACCGUCUGAAGGGACACAAGGAUGCCAUCACACAAGCAUUGUUUCUACGUGAAAAGAAUCUGCUAGUUACUAGUGGGAAGGACACUGUGGUGAAAUGGUGGGACCUUGAUACACAGCACUGCUUCAAAACCAUGGUUGGUCACCGAACAGAGGUGUGGGGAUUGGUUCUGGUGUCAGGAGAAAAGAGACUCAUCACAGGGGCCUCAGACAGUGAACUGAGAGCUUGGAACAUCACCUAUCUGCAUGAGAUUGAAGACCUGGAAGAACCAGAGCCCAAGAAAAUCAGAGUGUCUUCUCCAGGAAUGCAGGACACACAGGAGGCAGAAGAUGGUACCUUUGAGCAGGAUGAAGCUCCUGAGGAUCGCAUCCUUGCGUGCCAAAAAGCUGGUUCCAUAAUGCGAGAAGGAAGAGACAGAGUUGUGAAUCUUGCCAUCGACAAGACCGGCAGAAUUCUUGCUUGCCAUGGAACUGAUUCUGUGCUAGAAGUGUUUUGUAUUCUUUCCAAAGAGGAAAUUCAGAAGAAGAGGGAUAAGAAGAUGAAAAAAGCGAGAAAGAAAGCAAAAUUAAAUUCCAGCAAAGGUGAGGAGGAAGACCUUGAAAUCAGUGUGGAAAUGAGUCUGCAAGAUGAAAUCCAACGAGUGACUAAGAUCAAAACUUCUGCCAAAAUCAAGUCCUUUGACUUGAUUCAUUCACCUCAAGGAGACUUAAAAGCUGUCUUCUUGCUGCAAAACAACCUUGUGGAAUUGUAUUCACUGAAUCCGUCUGCACCUGCCCCUCAGCCUGUCAGGACAAGCAGAAUCACCAUUGGGGGUCACCGCAGUGAUGUGCGGACUUUGUCAUUCAGCUCCGAUAAUAUUGCUGUCCUUUCAGCAGCAGCUGAUUCUGUUAAGAUAUGGAACAGAUCUACACUACAGUGUAUUCGCACAAUGACCUGUGAAUAUGCUCUUUGCUCGUUUUUUGUACCUGGUGAUCGUCAGGUAGUCAUUGGAACAAAGACAGGGAAGCUGCAGCUGUUUGACUUGGCCUCUGGAAAUCUGCUGGAGACGCUAGAUGCACAUGAUGGAGCUGUGUGGUCCCUGUCCCUCUCUCCAGAUCAGCGUGGCUUUGUAACAGGCAGUGCAGAUAAAUCUGUCAAAUUCUGGGAUUUUGAAUUGGUGAAAGAUGAAAAUAGUACCCAGAAGAGACUUUCUGUGACACAAACCCGAACUUUGCAACUGGAUGAGGAUGUCCUGUGCGUCAGUUACUCUCCCAAUCAAAAACUGCUGGCUGUGUCCUUGCUGGACUGUACUGUGAAAAUUUUCUAUGUUGACACACUGAAGUUUUUUCUCUCACUGUAUGGACACAAACUGCCUGUUCUCUGCAUGGACAUCUCUUACGAUGGGACUCUAAUAGCAACUGGCUCUGCUGAUAGGAAUGAGAAAAUCUGGGGCUUGGACUUUGGAGAUUGCCACAAGUCUCUCUUUGCACAUGAUGACAGUGUGAUGUUCCUAAAGUUUGUACCGAAGUCUCACCUCUUCUUCACUGCUGGGAAAGACUGCAAGAUCAAGCAGUGGGAUGCAGACAAAUUUGAACACAUACAAACUCUGGAGGGGCACCACCAGGAAAUAUGGUGCUUGGCUGUAAGCCCCAGUGGGGACUAUGUUGUGUCAUCAUCCCACGACAAAUCUCUGAGACUUUGGGAAAGAACAAGGGAGCCACUUAUCCUUGAAGAAGAGAAAGAGAUGCAAAGGGAAGCCGAAUAUGAGGAAAGUGUGGCAAAAGAAGACCAACCAGCA